Molecule: messenger RNA, 677 nt
Organism: Ylistrum balloti
Lineage: Eukaryota; Metazoa; Mollusca; Bivalvia; Pectinida; Pectinidae
Product: seipin-like
Exons: 6
Coding region: 12-677 (221 amino acids)
Biological process (GO): lipid storage; lipid droplet organization
Cellular component (GO): endoplasmic reticulum membrane
Source: RefSeq, a predicted model, not a curated record
GUGUCAACGUGAUGCUGGGGAGAGUCCGUAGUUAUAUCGAUAGGAUUAAAAGUGGUUUACAUAGGCAUUUUGACUAUGUAAAGUACAAAGUGACAACAAUUUUAUACAUAUUUACCGUUUUCGUUGUCAUAUUAUGGCUCGCAAUCUUUAUGUAUGGUACUUUCUAUUACACCUACGUGCCAGCAUUUUCUCGGGUCGAACCUGUGCAUCUUGAGUUUAGUGUAUGUGAUGAUGGCGUUGGGAUGUGUUCCUAUCCGACUGCCAAUCUGUCAUUGCUAAAGGAAGGAGAGGAUGAGGUGUUUGCCAGAGGACAGACAUACAGCAUACUCCUGAAAAUAGAGCUGCCAGAAUCGCCACAGAAUCAAAAUCUAGGAAUGUUUAUGGUAAAGUUGGAUUUAUAUAAUCAUGCAGGAAAGACAGUCACCUCCGUCUCCAGAUUUGCAAUUUUGCACUUUAGGUCAAUGCUUCUGCGCAUCAUGGACACCUUUUUUUUCUGUCCUUUUCUCUUGUUUGGCUGGAUGGAACAACGACAGUCUCUGGUAGUGGAGUUUUUCUCAAAGUACCAUGAUGAUUCGUACAAUCCAGCUAUCGGCGCAGUGAUUCAGAUUAUGAAUAAGAAGAUUGAUUUAUACUCAACAAAACUUUUCAUCCAAGCUCACUUCACGGGUUACCGGUAG